AAAAAACCUCGCCUUACGCGUAAAAGCAGAGAAUGAGUUACCCAUUAACUGUAAACCGUGCUUGCUUCGCCUGUGUGCAUUCGUUUGGACACGCGCUGGCACACACGCACGCGUGCACAUACAAACGCGGUUCUUAAAUGUAAUUUGACAUCGGGAAUGACAGAUAAAAAAUGUAUGAUAUGUUAGUGUGUUCAAUGUAUGAACACACUAACACAAAAUCUGAGAUUACAUGCAGUGCCAUAUGUGUCAAGAGCUCCUGACACAUACUUUGUGUGUUUUUCGCUUACAUUGAUGUCCACAAUGGAAUAACAAUCCAUUCUGAAUGACUGUACAGAAAUAUGAACUAACUGCUCCUAGCAGUCACAGACACCGCAUGCGAGAAUCUCCCAUUUCUAGUCACUACGCUCAACGUCGCUUCUCGGGUCACGUGGUGCUUCCCAGACUGGACUGUGGGUGUGUCUUAAGGCAUAGGGUUUCAUUCAUAAAUACUUUUAGCAUUUAAAUCAAAAUUAAGGUGUUUGCAGAAGGCUGGUACCAUUGGUUUCUGACUAGAUCGCCCUGGAUGGACCACAUGAAUUACAAUAAGUGAGACGGUCACGCUUGCCUGGACCAUGAGCAAUGAGUCGCCAGUUCUGAAAAACCUCACCAAAAAUGCCACCGACGUCCCGCGAGGCCCCGGAGGGUCCCAGGGGGACGCCUACGUCACCCUGCUGGUGCUGCUCUGCGUGUUCGCCGCGCUCACGCUGGUCCUGCUGUCCGUCCUGCUCGUCUUCUGCCGCCACUGUUACCAGGGCAACCGCCGCUACUCCAGAGCCAGCAAUGACCCAGAGAAGACUAACACCACGUACCUGGAGGAGUCCCAGCCUGUGCCAGAGAUCACCAUCCAGGUGGAGGAGGCGGACCGCCUGUCGGCCGGCAGCGACCGCGGCGCGGAGACGGAGCGCUUCCUGUCCACCGGCUCCACGGGCCGCCGCGUCUCCUUCAACGAGUCGGCGCUCCUGGACCACGGCAGGAGGGCCCAGGAGAGGGGUCGAAGGUACACGCUGACGGAGGGGGACUUCCACCACCUGAAGAACGCGCGGCUGACCCACCUCCACCUGCCCCCCCCCGCGGUCAGGGUCCUCACCAUCCAGGAGUACAACGCGGCCGUGGGCUCCGCCCCCAAACUCAGCCUCUCCAUCUUCCAGCCCUCCGCGUGCUCGUCGCUGCCCCAAACAGCUCUGGCCGGGCUGAGCCCCAGUUCUGCCCUCCCCGGGGACACGCUCAACUCCGUGGUGAACCCCCCCACUCUGGGACCCCCCCGCUCCUGCACCAUUGAGGUGAUGGGGCACAGGACGUGGAACGGCGGCACCUCUGGAUUGGGCGGUGAUGGGACGUCGGAGGCGGGGCUGACCGCGCCCAACAGCCAGGGUAGCGUCCUGCAGUUCUUCACCAAACUGCGCCGACACUCCAGCCUGGAGGGGCCCAGCCCGUGCUUCAAAAUCAAGAAGUGGAAGUUCGACAGCAGCCAGAGGGCGUCCAGUCUGGAUACCAGAGGGUCCCCUAAGAGGCAACAGUUCCAGAGGCAGAGGGCGGCCAGUGAGAGCACCCACCAGCAGGAAGGGGAGGAGCCUGAGCAGGUGGAGCUGUCCAUCACCAGCCCUUGUGAUGAGGCGUACUGCCCCAGCCUGCCGUCUCUGCCCCCUACGUCCCCCCCACCCCCCUCCAGCAGGUUAGAGCCAGAAGCAGCAGUGGAGUCCAGCUCUGUGGAUGGGGCAGGUGCUCCCAGCCCUCCGCUCCCCAAACCGCAAGAGGAGGAUGAGGAGGAGGAGCUCGGGGCGGGGCUGGGGGCGGUGUUUCGGCAGGACAGCGCGGAGCACCAGGCCCUGUACCGGGACAUCUGGACGCUGCGCGCGUCGCUGGAGCGCUACGCCUCCUCCGACCAGAGCAGCAACAACGACCGCGACUCGGUGCGCAGCGACGCCGACAGCGUGUGCUCGCUGGGGGGCGGGGCCUCCCGGGCGGGGCUGUCCAGCUGCCCGUCCCAGGACAUCGGGGACGAGGGCGAGCCGGAGGACGAGGGGGCGGAGCUGGAGAGGGGCGGGGAUGGGGACUCGGGGAACAGGAAGCUGCUGCAGAUGGACAGCGGCUACGCCUCCAUCGAGGCGCCGCUCCGCGCCCCCGAGGAGCUGCGGCUGUUCGGGACCCGCGGGGGCGGGGCCGGCGGCGGGGCCCGGGGGAAGACUGCCUCGGAGAAGCGGCACUUCUUCACCAGCAGGGGGCGCAAGGGCAGCGUGUGCGAGGGCCCGGAGGCCCGGCUGUUCCAGGAGGACCUGGAGGACCAGGCCGCCGUGGCGGGAGCGCGGGAGGGGGAGGAGGAGGAGGAGAAGGAGGAAGAUGAGGACAGGAGCGCUGCAGGCUGGACCCCGUACGGGCAGGCCUUCCCCGCCGCGGCCGCCGCCAUCGCCGCCGCCGCGGCCGCCAAGGAGGCCCGGCCCCGCCCCCAGACCCGGCGGGACUACAGCAUCGACGAGAAGACCGACGCCCUCUUCAACGAGUUCCUGCGGCACGACCCGCGCUUCGACCAGCAGGAGUCGCCGGCGCGGCCGCGGCACCGGGCCUCCCGCGUGCACCUGCGCAAGCAGUGGCAGCGCGCCAAGCAGCACAGCGACCCCGGCGUGGGCGUGGCCUUCGCCCAGCGCGGCCCGCCCAUGCGCCGCGGCGACAGCGCCAACUUCCCGCUGGACACCCGCUACCACGGCACCCUGCCGCGCAUCGUCAGCGCCGCCGACGAGGAGGCCAGCGAGGCCGAGGCGCAGAGGGCGGAGCCUGUGGGGGGCGGGGCCAGGGCGGAGCCUGCGGGGGGCGGGGCCAGGGCAGAGCCUGCGGAGGGCGGAGCCAGGGCGAAGUCUGCGAGGGGCGGAGCCAUUGCAGGUGGGGCCAGAGCGGAGUCAGCUGAAGCCAGUGGUGCCAUGCUUGGCUCGGAUUCCAGCAAAGACGAAGCACGGGUAGGGACCAUUGAGAGUGGGGCCAUUGGGGGCGGGGCCAAGGUCAAGGAGUCUGACAUGCCCGCGGUGGAGAGUUGCCAGGACAGCACUGCUGAUGCAAUCAGGGCGGAGUCUAGAGAGGGCGGAGCUGGCGCUGUGGACACGCCCCCUGCCGAGGCUCACAGGGCAGAGGCAGAGGAGGACCGCAGCAAGGUCAGCCCCAGCGGCAGCAGCAGCAGCAGCAGCAGCAGCAACCGCACGGUCAAAGAAGGGGACUCCGCCUCCCCUCCGCCUGCCGAGCCCCCCCCGGCGCCCAGGACGGGCCACGGCCCCCAGACCGCCACCGACGAGCUGGCGGACAAGCUGGCCCGCGGCCUGGAGGACCGCCUCUACACCGGCCUUCGCCGGCCUGCAGGGGGCGCCGAGCGCGUGGUCAAAUUCACCCACACCUCCCCCGACCACAGCCCCGUGUAACGCCAUGGUCAACGAACCCCCCACCCCCCACCCCCGCCCCCAAUGCACCAGGGGAACAGGGCUAGCAGGUAAACGUACUCAGAGGGCGUCCGGGUGCACCCCGAAAAACCCCCAUCGGGGUACGGAGGGUAAGCCCAGAGGAUCAGCUGGAUAUUAGUCCAAAAAAAAUAUGUAUCCAUGUGUAUCUCAGUGGCACCAUCCUGUCAGAGGACACCAAAAAAAAGGAGGGGGGGGGGGGAUGUCCCUGAAGAACAGGAUCUCAGUGACUGUUCGCUUGAACAGGCCAAGCAUCCGCCAUCAGACACCUUCAACAGAAAGCUUUUCACUUAAUUUGUUGAUUUGCCAUGGCCAACCAAAUACUUUUUCCUGAGGGGAUCACACACACACACACACACAAACGCACACACACACACACACAUUUAAAUAACAUUCACAGGUUUUUCCAGAGAACCACCUUCUGGAGCUCCAUGAAUCCCUUUCUGUUGUUGGAGAUGGUGGCUGUUGCGGUCAAUGUGUAAUAUCCACUGUGAAACCAGGUGCUAUCCAACAUGUCCUCCCGGCUGCUGCUGUGGAGGCGUGACCUAUGACCUUCCGCCCCACCCACUGCUGAGGUUUCCAACUUUUUUGCAGGGGAAGUUUACGUAUGGGUGUGCAGCACAACUGCAAAACCAAGAGCUCCAACCAUGACUGUCAACCUAUUCAGUUAAGUCUCCUGGUUAAUGUAACAUAGUGAACAGCUAGCUGUCUGACUUUUUCCAUAUGUAUAUAUGGGGUUGGGUGGAGUGGGGAUACGCUCGUAUUUCCAGGAGGUUUCACCAGAACAGGUGUUCCACGACGGCAGAUCAUUUCACAGCGAGGUUUCCAGGAGUUCAGGUGUUCUUCCAGGAGGCUCUUGGAACUUUCGAAGACUCUGGGCUGUCUGACAUUUUUUAUUUUUUUUCUCCUUCAACCCCCAAGGUCGUCGCUAGUGCGAUACUACAGCACGUUGUCCUAAGCACAAGGUCAGAAAAGCACAGAGCAGGCAGGCCUCGCCCGAGGCCUACAGACCUGCCACCAAAGACUCCUACCUGGAGUCUUUUCAUUACUUGUCCCCGUGUCCCGUGUACAGGGACACAUCUCGGGGUUCUUCGUACUUCGAUCAGCUCUUGCCACACUUGCUGCACUCCAGCUACAUUUGGAAUGUCAGAAGUAGCAAAGGAGCUGGGAGGAGGUGUUACUGCCCCCAAGUGGACUGGAGGCUCCAUGACACAUCUUUUUUUUUUUGAUGAAGGCGGGGACAUCCACCUCUGAUUGAGCCCCGAUUGGGCGGUCAUCUGUCGAUCACCAUGAGUCUGCCGGUUCAUUGGCUGACUGACUGCCAUACCACGCGCAGAACCAAUCCCUGCUAGGCUGAUCGCAUCCACACCCACGCCUUUCAGACCCAAUAGAAUCUAGAAUUGUAGAAUCUAGAAUCAAUGAGAAUGUAGGUGCAUCUUAGCAAUAGAGAAGCAUUACACACAUAUGCUUUGGAACCAUACAACAUGCUACCCAAUCUGCAAUCGAGCAUAUUUAAACAAAAAAAAAAAGAAUGUGUAAAAAUUAAUUUUGAUUAAUAUAAAAGCAGAGUAAUCAUCUGUUUCAGAGGCAAGACCAGCCUGCUUAAGAUUUUUAUGGUGUAAAUAGGUAAAAAUGCCGUCACGUGUUUUUUAAAUUGAUUUUUUUCUUCUUCUUCUGCCAAAUGUACUUGUCUGUUCCAGAUCUACAGGAAUCAGCUAUUUUGUAUAAAAACAAACGUGAUCAUUUUGGUGGUAUACUUAGGUAAAUCCUUAAGUGUUAGAGGACCUGUGAACACACCUGUCAUUGUAUAAUUAAAAAGUAGCUUGUCCAAAGCAUCAAUACACUUUAUAGUGUUUAGUUUUGCAUGUGCAAACGUGAAAACUAAAUGUUUUAGUUGUUCCAUAUCUCCUAAGAGAUGUGUAACAUUGCACACCAUUAGGUACAGUGAGUACCUGUUGUCAUGCUCUUUUACUUUUUGAAGUGAAGCGUUGAUACGCACAUUUAGUGGUUAUAUUUUAGGGCUUUUACUUUUUUUCUUCCAGUUCAUCCCCCCCUAGGAGUAAGGAGUGAUCUUAUGAAAUUUUUUUUUGUUGAUUUUUUUAUUUAAAAAAAAUAAAAAUAAAAACUAUAUUUCUGUAUUCUUGACUGUAACUGGGGAAAACAGGGGGUAAAAAUAACUUUUAUGACCCAUAUUUACUGAGGGACCAAUCAUUGUAUGUAUUUAUUUUUUUCAGUCGGGAAAUAAAGAGUUCAGAAGUGAG
Messenger RNA from Anguilla rostrata (American eel), 5737 nucleotides. RefSeq names its product voltage-dependent calcium channel beta subunit-associated regulatory protein-like. NCBI's taxonomy places the organism in Eukaryota, Metazoa, Chordata, Actinopteri, Anguilliformes, Anguillidae. Gene Ontology annotation, biological process: negative regulation of voltage-gated calcium channel activity; negative regulation of calcium ion-dependent exocytosis. Gene Ontology annotation, cellular component: secretory granule; plasma membrane. The record is from RefSeq and is a predicted model, not a curated record. The transcript is spliced from 10 exons. Gene Ontology annotation, molecular function: transmembrane transporter binding. Bases 612 to 3440 code for a protein of 942 amino acids.